GGGGGGAUGUUUUGGAAUUUCUUUUUCAUCUUUGAAAUACAGAUGCGGCAGUUAUAUCUUACUUCUGACACCAAUUAACGUCUAAUUCUUGGCAGUAUCGUGAACCAACAUUUCUUUCCUCUAUUCACAGGAAGAUGCCGUCUAAACUUCGUUACGUCGUCCUCGCCGCAUGUUUUCUCGUCAACUUCAUCGUCAUCGGAUUCGCCGUCGGGCUCGGCGUCAUUUUCGUCGAGCUGGUGAACCUGUUCGGAACAAGUCGGGCGCAAAUGGCCUUCAUGCAAUCGCUUUGCGGGGGGUUAAUCUUUGCAGGGGCACUAAUUUCUUCCCCUUUCGUGCGAAGAUUCGGAACUACAACGUGCUGUUUGGUUGGAGGGUUUAUGUCCACUGUCAGUGUCAUGGCCGCCUCUUUUUUGAGCAGUAUACCCGGUCUGAUCAGCCUCAUUGGAGUCGUGGCGGGGUUCAGCCUUUCAUUUUGUCACCUCGUGUCAUACGUGACAAUCCGCCAAGUGUUCUGUGAUAGGGCUGGGUUUGGCGAAGCGGUGAUCAUGGCAGGAGGGGGGCUGGGGGCGUUCUGCAUGCCGAUGAUCAAUACCUUUCUCCUGGAAGAAUUCGGCUGGAGGGGAACCUUUCUGUUACUCAGUGGUCUGUUGUUUAACAUCUGCCUGUUAGGAAUAGUCACCCACACAUUCAAACGACUCUGCCUUCAGUCCGAUCGCUGUGACAAAGAUGUCGAUGUUCAUUCAGAGAAUGGAAGAAAGGAAGAACAAACUCAAUAUAUGGAUGGACAGUUUGAACAUUACGUCGGUGAAACCAGCUGUAGUGUUUUACCAGCAUUAUGCAUCAUAUGCAAGAAGAAAGACUUAUGUGUCACUGUUGGACACAAACGAGUUAAAGACAAGCUAAUACAAGCAGAAACUGAGUCAGCUGGUCAGUUGCGAGAAGCAGCCACUCAGAAGUGUGAUGAAACAAUUCUACUUCACAUUCGAGACAAGGAUUGUGUAGCUAUUGAAGAUGUUGUUUAUCUGGCAUCAAAUGGAAGAAGACAAACUCCAAAAUCUUUAGCCUUGGGUCUCACAGUCCAACAUUUGAUUGGUUCUUGUCAGCUGUUAGAUAUUCUGAAUAGAUUUGGCCACUGUGCUUCAUUGUUGGUUAUGAGACAAGCCUGGCCCAACUCCAACUUGAGACAGGUGGAGACAUUCCCAAAGGUUUUGAAAAGCAAACACCCACUGUAA
Messenger RNA from Gigantopelta aegis, 1232 nucleotides. Its product is annotated as monocarboxylate transporter 4-like. Gene Ontology annotation, molecular function: monocarboxylic acid transmembrane transporter activity. The record is from RefSeq and is a predicted model, not a curated record. NCBI's taxonomy places the organism in Eukaryota, Metazoa, Mollusca, Gastropoda, Neomphalida, Peltospiridae. Gene Ontology annotation, biological process: transmembrane transport. The transcript is spliced from 6 exons. The coding region runs from base 135 to 1232 and encodes 365 amino acids.